AUGGACGAAGUGAAACAGUUGUUGUCCGGACGUGUGCCUAUAACCCGAAAGGCCAUCGACAAAGAAACGUUUAUCCAGUGGUUGAAGACUUUGAUCGAAAUGCAAACCGUCCUGGAAUUCCUCUAUGUACAGUCUGCAUUCGGUCCCGUCGAUAAGAAUCAUCGAAGUCUGAUCAGUACAGUGAAACGUAAGGAGUUGACUCUCGGCCAGGAUUUGCGCUUGUAUCCAAUCUCCCCAACAGUGAGACAGAGUUGUAAAACGAGUUCUAAACCAUAUCGCGUACUCCCGGUUCGUUCGAUCGAACAGCGAAUCGACUCCUACGAACUGUUCAAGCCUCGUUUGCUCAGUGUUAUUGAGCACAAUGAACAGAACCCUUGUGUGCACCGAAAUGAAUAG
This is a messenger RNA of Echinostoma caproni, 396 nucleotides long. NCBI's taxonomy places the organism in Eukaryota, Metazoa, Platyhelminthes, Trematoda, Plagiorchiida, Echinostomatidae. The record is from the annotation of a GenBank genome assembly.